Messenger RNA from Elgaria multicarinata webbii, 1844 nucleotides. RefSeq names its product replication termination factor 2 (gene RTF2). Lineage: Eukaryota; Metazoa; Chordata; Lepidosauria; Squamata; Anguidae. The transcript is spliced from 9 exons. The record is from RefSeq and is a predicted model, not a curated record. Gene Ontology annotation, biological process: site-specific DNA replication termination at RTS1 barrier; mitotic DNA replication termination. The coding region runs from base 62 to 991 and encodes 309 amino acids. Gene Ontology annotation, cellular component: nucleus.
AGGCCGGAAGUUUCUUUGUUGUGUGGAAACCCGGAAGCGCGAGCAGGGAGUUGGGGGCGAGAUGGGUUGCGACGGAGGAACCAUCCCGAAAAGGCACGAGCUGGUGAAGGGGCCUCGGAAGAUCGAGAAGGUUGACAAAAAUGCAGAAUUAGUGGCCCAGUGGUAUUACUGCACUCUGAGUCAAGAAAAAUUAAGCAGGCCUAUAGUAGCUUGUGAGCUUGGCAGGCUAUAUAACAAAGAUGCAGUCAUUGAAUUUUUGCUGGAUAAAUCUUCUGACAAAGUCCUUGUGGAGGCUGCAUCCCAUAUCAAGAGUAUUAAGAACGUCAUAGAAUUGAAGCUGACAGACAAUCCUGCUUGGACUGGUGACAAGGGAAAUACAAAAGGGGAUAAAUAUGAUGACAUUCAAAGUGCACGUUUUAUUUGCCCUAUAGUUGGGUUGGAAAUGAAUGGAAGGCAUCGGUUUUGCUUUUUGCGCAACUGCGGAUGUGUGUUCUCUGAACGUGCUCUCAAAGAAAUUAAAACGGAAGCUUGUCACAAGUGUGGGAUCCCUUUUCAAGACAACGACGUGAUUGCACUUAAUGGUACUAAAGCAGAUGUAGAAAUGCUGAAGACAAGAAUGGAAGAGAGAAGGCUAAAGAGUAAAUUGGGCAAGAAAUCCAAGAAAUCCAAGGCGGCAGAAACCAUUGUGAAAUCUGAAGCUGUUGAAGAUUCACCUAGUUCAUCUCAAGUCAGUACUGAAAAGGAUGCCACAAGUAUUAAAUCUGGAGAAAAGAGAAGCAUCGCCUUCUGCAAGGGCACAGGCGUCAGUGAAAGUGUGCCGUCUUCAUCCGGAAAAGGCAGCAAAAAUGCAUCUGAGGCCCCCAAGCGGCCCAUUGCAAGUGGCAAGGAGAAAUCAGAAGCAUACAAGUCUAUUUUUACUUCUCACAGCUCCGCCAAACGCUCCAAGGAAGAAUCGUCCAACUGGAUUACGCAUACAGCGUACUAUUUCUGAAACAGAGAAGUUUUUUUUUAAUUUUCUAGCAGGCCCUGCUCUUUUCCACCCGUCUGCUUUUCCCACUUACAAGGGAGGUCUUUGUUAUCUGGUAUUAUGCAGUUUGCAAAUGAUUUAAGACACCAGCCAAUAUAGUUCUGUACAGUAGAUAAUAAAAGCAGAUAGUUGAGAAUGGCUUUGGGGGAUUUUUUUUUUUAAAAAGGAAAGAGUUUUGAGCAAGUACUAAUCAUUAGCGUCUCUGCCUGUUACCCUUUUCACAAGUGAUGAACUCUUGAUUAUUUCCUUGGUCCUGCUCAGUGUGAAUAAUUGGGAUGCUUAUUAUCCUAGAAGUGUAGAAGUAGGUGACCUGGCUGCAGCAUCCAGGUUGAAUGGGGUCUAUCUGAUACCUCGCAGCCAUUCUGUCGCACAGCCCUGCUUUAGUGGGGAAUUUCAGGAUGGGAACUGAGAAUCAGUUGCCAGCAUUUUCCCCACCCUACCCAGUUUCUUCUAGUUUUGUGACAGCUUUGUAUAGAUGAGUCAAGAUGCAAAUUGAGAAGGUUUCAGCCUGUGGAGGACAUUCCACCACCACCCUUUCCCAAGUAUGAGACUACUUCAGGGGCGUCUCUAGUUCCACAGCACAUGCUGUCAUCUAAUGAUCAAGGGGACUGGAGUGAUGAACCACACAACUGCUUUGCAGCCUCUAUUCUGGCUUGCUCACCUGUAGCAGUGUAGCUCUUACCAAGUUCUCAGAUGUGAUGUUGCUAAAUAUUUAGUUUUAGUUUCCAUUCUUGCAAUUUGUCAAAGUAACAAAGUCUUCUGUAAUUUUCUGACGUCUUGUACUUAACAAAUAAAAGCACAUAUUGCCUCUCAUAAA